AUGAAGGCUCUCGUUCUAACUCCAUCGACGAGGGAAGUCUCCCUCCGCGAGCUCUCCACUCCAGAGCCCGGACCAGGCGAAGUUCUUAUUCGCGUCCACGCCGUGGCGCUCAACCCUGUCGACGAGUUAUACGUAGCCAAGCCCCUCGCUGUGCAGGACCAGCGAGUUAUAGGUACCGACUUCGCGGGCGUUGUCGUUGACGUCAGCGCCGACUUGGAUUCCUCCUCUGAUCCUCGGACCAAGGUUGGCGCACGCGUCGCCGGAUUUCAUCAAGGCGCCUGCUCUGUCAACGAUCGUCCUGGCGCUUUCGCCGAGUAUGUCACCGCACCAUACGACCUUCUAUGGAAAGUGCCAGCCAAUUUGUCACUUGAGGCCGCCUCAACCAUAAGCAUGUGCGGCCUAACAGCCGCGCAGGUCAUAUUUGCUCGUCUCGGGCUCCCUAGUCCCUUUGCUUCCACUUCUGGCUUCCUCCCGUCGCAGGACCGGGAUGCUGGCGAAUCCAUCAACGUGCUGAUCAACGGCGCUUCAUCGUCCGUCGGCCUCUAUGCCGCGCAGCUCGUGCACCUCGCAUCUCAGGCAAGCGGCCGGAAAUUCCGCCUGAUCGGCACGGCAAGCCGCUCGAAGCACGAACUCCUGCGUGGGCCGCCUUACAGCUACGACGUUCUCAUCGAUUACCGCGACCAGGACUGGCCGGCCAAGGUGAGGGAAGCCACGGGCGGAAACGGCGUGGACUAUGCGUUGGACUGCAUCUCGGAGGGCGAGACCGUGUACAACACCCACAGCACGCUCGGCCCCGAAGCAAAGUUUGCAGUAAUCCGCGGUACAGCCGGUGGGGGUUACGAUCCCUCGAAGCUCCGGGUGAAGCCCAUCUACGGCGCCGCAUGGGAGGGCCUGGGUGUUGAGAUCGGAUAUAACGACAUUACUGUACCCGCGGACCCCGAGGCACGUGCUUUUACGACCCAGUUCUACAGCUUCCUGGGCUCCGAGGCCGCGGCGGGCAAAGUCAAGCUCGAGCCAAACCCAGUACGGAACAUGCCCGGUGGACUGGAACGGAUCGUGCCUGACGGACUGGCUCUUCUAAGUGGCUUCGUGUCAAAGCGAACUGAAGUAGGUCGGACCGAGCAGUAUAUGCGGCCGAUCAGUGCAGAGAAGCUGGUGUACACUAUUUGA
Phialemonium atrogriseum is the source of this 1170-nucleotide messenger RNA. RefSeq names its product zinc-type alcohol dehydrogenase-like protein C2E1P3.01. The coding region runs from base 1 to 1170 and encodes 389 amino acids. The record is from RefSeq and is a predicted model, not a curated record. NCBI's taxonomy places the organism in Eukaryota, Fungi, Ascomycota, Sordariomycetes, Cephalothecales, Cephalothecaceae. Gene Ontology annotation, molecular function: oxidoreductase activity, acting on NAD(P)H. The transcript has 3 exons.